ACAGCUGCAGGGAAAGCUCUCUUGCAGGUGGACCCUGGGGAGGCUUACUCACAAAGCCGCAUCGGGAAGGCCGUCUUUCCAGAAUCUGGCAAGCCGAGAGGAGGGCAAGGAGAUGGAAGAGAAGGACCCAGAAGGUCCUGAAGAGGACCCAAAAUCAAGCCACAGUCCCCCUCCUGUCCAAGCAGGGAGUGGGGUUGUGUUCUGGGAAAGGGCUGGGCCAGAGAUCUGGGCUAAAGACAUCAUGACCUCAGAUGGACAUUGCCAACACUUCCGGGAAUUUCUCUACCGUGAGGCCGAUGGGCCCCGAGAGGUUUGCAGCCGGCUCCAUGGACUUUGCAGCCAGUGGCUGAAGCCGGAGAGGCACACCAAGAAGCAGAUCCUGGACCUGGUGAUCCUGGAGCAGUUCCUGACUCUCCUGCCCCAGGAAAUGCAGGGCUGGGUCAGAGGAUGUGGGCCGGAGACCAGUUCCCAGGCGGUGGCCCUGGCCGAAGGUUUCCUCCUGAGUCAGGCAGAGGAGAAGAGGCAGGCAGAACAGAUGUGGGAAAGUCAGAGAGUGCAGGCCCAGGAGCGCGCCCAAGAUGAUCUGUCAAGAGGCGGUGAAGAAACAGUAUUGAGCCAUCAAUUUUGUGAAGAUGUGGAAAGAGCUGCUGAACCAACACUCCAGACAACUCCCUUCCAGUGUGAGAGCUCUGAAGAGGAGGGAACUUUCUUUUUCUUCCCGGGACCCUUUUCCUUGGAGGAGGUGUCCGUCUCUUUCACGGAGGCAGAGUGGGCCCUGCUGGAUCCAGGACAAAGAGCUCUGUACAGGGAAGUCAUGCUGGAGAACUGUGGGAACGUGGCCUCUCUGGGUAAGGAUCUUUCCUAGGUGUGAAUGGUGCAAACUGCUGCCACUGGGAGGGUGCAUGACUCAAAACAUUGAACAGCAAUUCGUUGCUUUA
Messenger RNA from Heteronotia binoei (common prickly gecko), 938 nucleotides. Its product is annotated as zinc finger protein with KRAB and SCAN domains 5-like. Bases 113 to 865 code for a protein of 250 amino acids. The transcript is spliced from 5 exons. Gene Ontology annotation, biological process: regulation of DNA-templated transcription. The record is from RefSeq and is a predicted model, not a curated record. NCBI's taxonomy places the organism in Eukaryota, Metazoa, Chordata, Lepidosauria, Squamata, Gekkonidae.